GCUAAAGCACUAAGGAAACUGAUCCAGCAGACCUUCAAACAAUUUGCCAACCUAAACGAUGAACAGAGCAUUCGCAAGUUCUUUGAGAUCCUGUCUCCCAUUUACAGAUUCGACAAGGAAUGUUUUAAAUGUGCCCUUGGGGUAAGUAGCAACUGAUAGACACUUCACUGUCCCACUGAGAUAACCGUUGGCUGUCAUCAGGGAAACCCUGGCUGGCAGUGUUCGAGAUAGGAAGAGCUCAGCUCAGUAGCCUUCAUGGCAUUUCACAGUGACACCUGCUGGGCAUGACAAACACUGUUGCUUCUUUCAUAUGUCUGUCUGUCUGUCUGUCCCGCCUAUCUCUGUGUCUGUCUGUCUGUGUGUAUGUCCUGCCUGUCUCUGUGUCCAUAUCUCUGUCUGUCUGUGUGUAUGUCCUGCCUGUCUCUGUGUCCAUAUCUCUGUCUGUCUUCUAGUCUAGUUGGAUUAUCUCUGUGGAGCUUGCUAUUGGACCUGAGGAGGGCAUCAGCUACCUGACAGACAAAGGAUCAACUGUGAGUACUGCUGAUUUAUCAAGUCUUUCCUUUAUUCACCUUUUAUUCACAUUCUUCCGUACAUUCUGUAUAAUUGCAUUUCCUACCCAAUUCAGGUCUUAUUGAGUCAUUCAGUGAUGUUUAGGCUAGCCAGGAAGAUGAUUACCAGCAUGGAUGUUUCAUUCUGUGCUUUCUGUUCUGUCCGUGUGUUCAGCCAACCCAUCUGGCCAACUUCACCCAGGUACAGACCAUCCAGUACUCCAGCACGGAGGACAAGGUGCGCCAGGGGAUGCUGCUGCUCAAUGUGGCUGGAGCCCCUGAGGUACAGUAUGGCCUUCUCUGUGUGUGUGUGUGUGUGUGUGUCUGACUCUGACUGUCUGACUGUCUGACUCUGUCUGUCUGACUGUCUGACUCUGUCUGACUGUCUCUGUCUGUCUGACUGUCUGUCUCUGUCUGACUGUCUCUGUCUGUCUGACUGUCUGUCUCUGUCUGACUGGCUGUCUGACUGACUGUCUGUCUCUGUCUGACUCUGUCUGUCUGUCUGACUGGCUGACUGUCUGACUGACUGGCUGUCUGUCUGUCUGACUGUCGGACUCUGUCUGUCUGACUGUCUGUCUGUCUGACUGGCUGACUGUCUGACUGACUGGCUGUCUGUCUGUCUGACUGUCGGACUCUGUCUGUCUGACUGUCUGACUGUCUGACUGACUGACUGACUGACUGACUGACUGUCUGACUCUGUCUGUCUGACUGUCUGUCUGACUGUCACACUGUCUGACUGUCUGUCCAUCUGUGUAUCUGUGUGUGUCUGCAGCCUCUGACGGUGACCACAGCGUCUCUGAACACGGCAGAGAACAUGGCUGACCUGAUAGACGGAUACUGUCGCCUGGUCAACGGAGCCUCCCAGUCUUUCAUCGUCCGCGUUCAAAAGGGUACGCUAACACUGCUGCUGACACCUUUACACUGAAUGGAGAGGGUUUUAGGCACAUCCAAAAUAAUAACAGGAUCUGGACAAUAAUAAGGUCCGACACAUAGAGAAAAGGGGAAUGUCUGAAAAACUGUGAGCAGAUAUUCCCUUUUUCCUAUGUGUACUGACAGUUCACACUGACUCCCAUGCUGCUAUGCUGUGUACUGUGGACAAUGGACAAAAGAGCUCCAGACUCCACUACACUGAGGCUGGAUUGCAGUGUCACAGAUUGAUAGAUGUAAUAGGAUUUAUUUUACCUUUAUUUAUACAGGUAAGUCCAUUAAGAACAAAUUCUUAUUUACAAUGAUGACCUGUCAAACACAUCAAUAAACAACAAUUACACUAUACACAUCUAUAUACACAUCACUUACACAAUAACAUCUAUAUACACAUAAAUUACACAAUAACGUCUAUAUACACAUCAAUUACACAAUAACGUCUAUAUACACAUCAAUUACACAAUAACGUCUAUAUACACAUCAAUUACACAAUAACGUCUAUAUACACAUCAAUUACACAAUAACGUCUAUAUACACAUCAAUUACACAAUAACGUCUAUAUACACAUCAAUUACACAAUAACGUCUAUAUACACAUCAAUUACACAAUAACGUCUAUAUACACAUCAAUUACACUAUACAUGAAAAGCAAACACAAAACACGAAAAGCAAACAAACACAUUAUUCAGUAAGUGAGCCCACAUUCAUCCACAACCUCAUAUGUUUUGUGACCGAUUUUCAUUUGAGAUUAUAGAUUUGGUAUUAAUGUUGUAAUUAGCAUCAUGUUUUUCCAGUAAAUCAGCCCAGUAAUAAACACAUGACUUCAUGAGAUUAGAUUAGAUCAGAUCAGUUAUAGAGCUGUUGAGGGACUGCCAUUUCAUUUCUCCACUCCAUUUCUCCAGUCAUUUGGAAAGCUGAACGCAGCAAAUCAAAUUGCCCGGAAACAGCUUUCACUAACAUUAAUUUCACUCAAUGAAUUCCGUCUUUUUAAAACAUGAAUGAAUUCACUAGGGAGAAAGAAGCAUCCAUUUAAGGCAUAGGCUUUUAGGGGCUCUUCUCUGCUUAAGGCUCAUAUAUGAAAGAAUGUUACAUAUUUGAUGUCUCAUAGUGUUAAAUUAUAUUAAUAAUGAUGAAUGUGUGAAUGUGGGCAUUAGAAUGGAUCCUGUUGAUGGACUGUAACUCUACUGCUAAACCUACAUCUCCUAACUGCCUCUAACAAUCACCAACAGAGGGAGAGAGAGCGCUACCUUCAAUCCCAAAGUCCACCCCAAAGUAAGUACAUAUCUCUCUCCUCUCCGCUCUAUCUCUCUCUCUAUCUCCUUUUCUUUGCUCUCUCUCUCUCUCUCUCUCCUCUUCUCAUCUCAUCCUCUCCUCCUCUCUCGCUCAUCCUCCUCUUCAUCUCCUUCUCUCUCUCCCUCUCUCUCUCUCAUCUCUCCUAUCGCAAAUCUCUCCUCUCUCUCUCUCUCUCUCCUCUCCUCACCACACUCACUCACCACGACACACACACACACACACACACACACACACACACCACACACAAACACACACACACACACACACACACACCACACACACCCACACACACACACACCACACACACACACCACACAACACACACACACACACAUCUGGAAAGUUUCUUCCAGACAGCAGAUCAGGUUUCAGUCAGAUGCUCUGAAAACCAACACAAGCCUUGCUCUGCUCUUAUGGCUGAAUCAUGAGGAAUUUGUCUGACCCUGUUUAGAGUUCCCCCCCCCGCCCCUCUGACCCCCCAACCCACCAACCCCCCCUUUAACCAUAUCCUCUUGGAAGUGCUGAAGGGCCUACUUAUCUGUACCCCCCCUGCAGUACCCCUGCCAAACAUGCCCUGCCAGUGAAUGGAAUGGUCCUGGGACUGUCUAUAAUAGAGCCCAGUCAUAGUGUCACAGUGUGGACAGGCCAGUCUGUCUGUCUGUCUGUUCUGUUCUGUUGUCUGGUGACUGGAGGAACUAUCCUUUCACUGGAAAAUGUACAGCAUUCAUCUGUUCAAACCUUUAUUCCACAGGGUCUCCAACCAUGAGAAACGUCUGGAUGGGGGGGUCCGGACAAGGGUUGCAUGUGUCUCAG
Messenger RNA from Coregonus sp. 'balchen', 3577 nucleotides. The record is from the annotation of a GenBank genome assembly. NCBI's taxonomy places the organism in Eukaryota, Metazoa, Chordata, Actinopteri, Salmoniformes, Salmonidae.